Messenger RNA from Triticum aestivum (bread wheat), 2556 nucleotides. RefSeq lists its product as uncharacterized. The coding region runs from base 1635 to 2333 and encodes 232 amino acids. NCBI's taxonomy places the organism in Eukaryota, Viridiplantae, Streptophyta, Magnoliopsida, Poales, Poaceae. The transcript has 16 exons. The record is from RefSeq and is a predicted model, not a curated record.
CCCCCAUCUAUCUCAACAGUACAAGUCGUGCUGAACACAAGUCGUGGGUCAUCUCUGCCGGCUGGCGGCGGCAGGCGAUUCUGGGCCAUCUCUGACAACCGGCGGCGGCAGGCGAUUCUAUAGCAGUUUUUGUGUUGGUUUUCCUCCUGGAGUUGAUAUGACACGAAGUAAACUACAUGUGGUUGAAUGCAAUGAUGAAUACAUGACUGAGGAACAUGUUGAACAUGAGAAUGCCAUGUUCAAAGAUGUUGAGUCAUCUCAUGUUCAACCAUCAUCUUGUAAUGUUGAAGAAGGCUUGGAUGAUAGUGAUGAUGAAGAGGACCAGGACGACACUGCUACUAAUGAACAAGAUGAAAAUGGAGAAACAACCAAGCGUGGGAGGACAAGGCUAAAAGAAACAUGGAAUCUUCCAAAAGGGCAGAGGAUUGUGGUCCAGUGCAAUGAACUAAACCAGCCAGUUGGAAAAGAAGCUGCAUGUCUUGGGAAUUUUCUUGGCACGGUUGCUAGGAAUGGAAAAUUGUGUAGUUUGAGCUACAAGGACUGGAGAAAACUAAUAGGAGAGAGAGAAAAAAAGACAAAUGAACAAAGAAACAAAAGGGAUAUACUAGCGCAAGUAAAGAUGAGGUUUCUUUACCCUCCUCGCAUGGAAAAGAUUAUAUUAAAAAAAGUUGGAGAUAGAUGGAGGGAACAUAAGUCAGAUCUGAAAGCACUGUAUUUUGAUGCAAAUAAGAGCAUGGAAGCGAAUAACACCAAUGUUCCAAAGGGUGUGAUUAAGGACCAGUGGAUUACUCUGGUCAGUAAUUGGAUGACCCCGAAGGCACAUGUACUUAUACAGUCGCCAGAUUCGUUAUGUACAUGUUGCUCAGUCAUGGUAUGAAAUUCUGGAAAAUACAUGUGCAUACAUUAUACAAUUGUUUGACAGGGGAUAAGUGAGACGAAUAGGAGAAAUUGUGCGAUGAGGAAGUCCAAACACAUGGCUGGAACUAAGAGUUUUCCACGAGUUCGAGAAGAGAUGAGACUAAAGGAUCCAGAAAAGAAGUACCCACACAGGGCUGUCUUAUACAUGCAUACACAUAAGCACAAAAGCGACAAGAAUAUGAAUGAACAAGUGGUUGAUUUGAAGAAGCGUAUAGCGGAGAAUCCAGCUUUAGUAGAUACUAGUAGAGGAAAGACAGCAUGGAAGGGAGAUGUUUUGAAUGCGGUACUUGGCGCAGACAAGCCUGGACAUAUACAUGGCCUGGGACGGGUUCCGAAUCCAAAUCAAGUCUUUGAUGUGUCAGCUUCACGCCACUUUCAGAAUAUACACCUUAGUUCAUUGGAGGAUAUAUCAAAUGAAGAUCUUUUGGCUGUUAGACUGAAAAUGGAGAAGUUGGAGAAAAAAGUGGAAAACCAAGAUGCUGAGAUUCUGGAACUAAAAGGGAAGAAAAAAACAUUGAAGGACAGGUAAAUUCAAAGAAUUUCUCCAUUAUUCAAUACAUGUACUAAUUCUUAGGUAGUAGUUACAGGGUUCUUUGGAUCAGAUAUCUGCAUCUCAAGAUGUUCCUUUUAUUGCCAAGACAAAUUCAAAAAUAAAAAGAGUUUAUGGCGACGGUCAUAGUCAACAACUUCGUACUAUUGGGCAGCAGAAUAAUGUGAUGAGCAAGGAAACAUUUCUCAAUGACAUGGAGGUGCAACCAUCAUACAAAUGCCCUGCUAUGGAUGAGAACAAUGAAACUUUGGUCCAUGAUGAAAAUGUGCACCAACAGAGGAAAAACACUAGUGCAGAUAAGGGUUCUUUGGGUCAGAAGUCUACAUCUCAAGAUGCUCUCUAUGUUGGCAAGACAAAUUCAAAACAAAAAAGCAAGGAAAACUUUCUCUAUGACAUGGAGAUGCAACCAUCAAACAAACGUCCUUCUAAGGAUAAGAACAAAGAUACUUCUAUCCAUGAUGAAAAUGUGCAACAAGAGAAGGAAAACUCUAGUGCAAAUAAGCAUGGUGGCCAGAACAUUAGUAAAGUCUCAAGAGAAGGUAAUGCAACAAAGCAUGCCAAUAAACAACAGUGCAGUGCAACAAAUUGCUUGGGUGCCGACUCAAUAGAUGUUGGCACUAUAGUAUUUUUGAAGAGCUUGGGAAAUCCAAACAAGAAUGUUGCUCUUGGUACACUCCAAAGCACUAACCCAGAAUAUAAAGUUGAGGGUGUUCAUCUUGGUAAUCAAUUCUGGGCAGUGCGAAUUGAUGCUACAUUAGCAAAAUCAGAUCAGUUGAUACGACCUCUAAAAAAGGUCAACAUUAUUGGUCAUGCAGCAGGAUUAAUUAUCGCAUGGCCAUCAACCUUUAUUGCUAAGAUAAAUUGAUGAUGCAUGGCCCAGAUGUUGAUUGCAAGGUGGAGAAUGGGGAUGCUGUUGGAUAGUCCUAUGUAGUGUUUUACGAUGUCAUUUCCAGUGUCGAUAACUCAAACAUUAUGUUUUAGAAUGGUUGGGGCGUUGAUUGAAAUGUCCAGACUUAGCUACUAUGUUAGUAUCACUUAUUGUAACCUUUGGAUCAUGUUCUUUGUAAUGCAACAAAGUCAAAUUAAUA